GGUUCCUAGCACAGAGGGAGCUCAGUAAGUGCUCAAGCGACGGUAAGCAGCUAUUUUGCUUAUGGUCCUCUUUCUCUUCAAGGCACUGUUACAGUUUGUAGGUUGGCACCGCAGGCCGGAGGGGGUCGGGGUUAGAGUUAAAAACCCAUUUUUCGGAGGCGGAAGCUGGAAUGCAGAGCUGGGAAAGGCUUUGGAGUUCCGGCCCGCGAGGAAUGCGGAGUAGCCGGAGCGCCACCCGCUGGGGCCCAACGCGCUGACGCACGGUCAUCGGCGCCGCGGCGGCUCACUCGGUCCCCUCGGCCGACUUCGGUUCUGGCUCGCUGGGCCCGACUGUGGUACAGACCUCCAUGAGCCGGUCCCAGGUAGCCCUGCUGGGCCUGGGCCUGCUGCUCAUGCUGCUACUGUACGUGGGGCUGCCAGGCCCCCCUGAGCAGACCUCCUGGCUCUGGGGAGGUCCCAAUGUCACAAUCCUGGCUGGUCUCACCCCUGGCAACUCCCCCAUCUUUUACCGCGAGGUGCUGCCGCUCCACCGGGCACGCAGGGUGGAGGUGAUGCUACUCCACGGAAAGGCCUUUAACUCGCACACGUGGGAGCAGCUGGGCACGCUGCAGUUGCUGGCGCAGAGGGGCUACCGGGCUGUGGCCCUUGACCUCCCAGGUUUUGGGAACUCGGCACCUUCCAAGGAGGCAAGCACAGAGGCAGGGCGGGCAGAACUCCUGGAGCGAGUGCUACGAGACCUGGAGGUGCACAAUGCCGUCUUGGUGAGCCCCUCUCUGAGUGGCCGCUAUGCCCUGCCCUUCCUGAUCCGAGGCCACCACCAGCUGCGUGGAUUUGUGCCCAUUGCACCUGCCUCCACCCAGAACUACACCCAGGAACAAUUCUGGGCCGUGAAGACCCCGACUCUCAUCCUGUAUGGGGAGCUGGACCGUAUCCUGGCCCGAGAGUCACUGCGGCAGCUCCGCCACCUGCCCAACCACUCUGUGGUGAAGCUGCGUGAUGCAGGCCACGCCUGCUACCUCCACAAGCCGCAAGACUUCCACCUUGUCCUCCUGGCCUUCCUUGACCGCCUGCCUUGAGUUCAGCCACUGACCAGGCCCCAGGCCUGGCCUGAGCUGGAAGAGUCCGGACCAGUGCCCCACCAGGGAGGCAGCCCCUGGGAUUGGAGGGUGGAGGCCAGAGGGCCGUGCCCAGUCGGGACCUCUCAUUUCAUCUCACAGGCACAAU
Messenger RNA from Lutra lutra (Eurasian river otter), 1224 nucleotides. RefSeq names its product abhydrolase domain containing 14A (gene ABHD14A). Gene Ontology annotation, cellular component: cytoplasm. The transcript has 5 exons. Lineage: Eukaryota; Metazoa; Chordata; Mammalia; Carnivora; Mustelidae. The record is from RefSeq and is a predicted model, not a curated record. Bases 348 to 1076 code for a protein of 242 amino acids.